AAGAGUAUGUCUUCAAACCACCUCAACGGCCAGACUUUGGCACAAUGGGUAGGACAAUCAAGCUUCAGGCCAACUUCUUUGAAAUGGAAAUACCCAAGUUGGAGGUGUACCAUUACGACAUAGAUAUAAAGCCUGAGAAAUGCCCACGGAGAGUUAACCGUGAAAUUUUGAGCACAUGGUCCAGCACUUUAAGACGCAGAUCUUUGGAGAUCGAAAGCCUGUGUAUGAUGGAAGGAAGAAUCUCUACACUGCCAUGCCUUUACCCAUUGGAAGAGAGAAAGUGGAGCUGGAGGUCACAAUUCCAGGCGAGGGAAAAGACAGAAGUUUUAAAGUAGCUAUCAAAUGGGUGUCCUGUGUGAGUCUGCAAGCUCUACAUGAAGCACUGACUGGACGGCUACCAAACAUCCCUUUUGAGACCAUUCAGGCUCUGGACGUUGUCAUGAGACAUUUGCCCUCUAUGAGGUACACCCCAGUCGGACGUUCAUUCUUCACUCCCUCUGAGGGCUGCUCCAACCCCCUCGGUGGAGGAAGAGAAGUUUGGUUUGGCUUCCAUCAGUCUGUUCGACCAUCCCUUUGGAAGAUGAUGCUCAACAUUGAUGUGUCUGCCACUGCAUUCUACAAAGCUCAACCUGUGAUUGAGUUCAUGUGUGAGGUUUUGGAUUUUAAAAGCAUCGAAGAGCAACAGAAGCCCUUAACAGAUUCCCAGAGAGUGAAGUUUACCAAGGAAAUCAAAGGACUGAAGGUUGAAAUCACUCACUGUGGACAGAUGAAGAGAAAAUACAGGGUGUGUAAUGUGACUAGGAGACCAGCCAGCCAUCAAACGUUUCCCUUGCAGCAAGAGAAUGGCCAGACCAUUGAAUGCACUGUCGCCCAGUACUUCAAGGAUAAGUACAAACUGGUGCUGCGAUAUCCACAUCUCCCAUGUUUACAAGUUGGUCAGGAGCAAAAACACACCUACCUUCCGUUGGAGGUUGGUCAAGACCACAUCUUACGCUUACUUUUUUCCACCCAUCUCUCUCAUUUAUUUCUCUGAAUGUUAUUAACCUUUCAGAUGAGAAGUGCCAACUUCAACACUGAUCCUUAUGUGCGUGAGUUUGGAGUUAUGGUAAGAGACGAGAUGACUGAGGUCAAUGGUCGGGUCCUUCAGGCACCUUCAAUUCUCUAUGGUGGAAGGAACAAAGCAAUAGCAACCCCAGUCCAGGGUGUGUGGGACAUGAGGAACAAGCAGUUCCACACAGGGAUUGAGAUCAAAGUGUGGGCUAUUGCCUGCUUUGCCCCGCAGAGGCAGUGUACAGAACUACUUCUGAAGGCAUUUACUGACCAGCUCCGUAAGAUAUCGCGCGAUGCUGGGAUGCCCAUUCAGGGCCAGCCGUGCUUUUGCAAAUAUGCCCAGGGAGCAGAUAGUGUGGAGCCCAUGUUCAAACACCUCAAGUACACAUACCAAGGCUUACAGUUGGUGGUGGUCAUUUUACCUGGGAAGACUCCAGUUUAUGCUGAGGUGAAGCGUGUUGGAGACACUGUUCUUGGCAUGCCCACGCAGUGUGUCCAGGUGAAGAAUGUACAGAAAACCACACCUCAGACCCUUUCCAACCUCUGCCUCAAGAUUAAUGUCAAACUGGGUGGAGUCAACAACAUUCUUCUUCCACAGGGCAGGCCCUUGGUGUUUCAGCAACCAGUCAUCUUUCUGGGUGCAGAUGUGACUCAUCCACCAGCUGGAGAUGGCAAGAAACCCUCAAUUGCUGCUGUUGUUGGCAGUAUGGAUGCCCACCCAAGCCGAUACUGUGCCACGGUGCGGGUGCAGCAGCACCGUCAGGACAUCAUUCAGGAUCUAGCCACCAUGGUGAGAGAGCUGCUGAUCCAAUUCUACAAAUCCACACGCUUUAAACCAACACGCAUCAUCUACUACAGAGACGGCAUCUCAGAGGGCCAGUUCAACCAGGUUCUACAGCAUGAACUGCUGGCUAUUCGUGAAGCCUGCAUUAAGCUGGAGAAAGAUUAUCAACCAGGCAUCACCUUUGUAGUAGUGCAGAAGAGACAUCACACCAGGCUCUUCUGCAUGGACAGGAAUGAGCGGGUUGGAAAGAGCGGCAACAUCCCUGCUGGCACCACAGUUGACACCAAAAUUACUCAUCCUUCUGAGUUUGACUUUUAUCUUUGCAGUCAUGCCGGAAUUCAGGGAACCAGCAGGCCGUCCCACUAUCACGUGCUGUGGGACGACAACCAUUUCACCUCUGAUGAGCUGCAGGUCCUCACCUACCAGCUGUGCCACACCUAUGUGCGCUGCACCCGCUCUGUCUCCAUUCCUGCACCAGCCUACUACGCCCACCUGGUGGCGUUUCGUGCUCGCUACCACUUGGUUGACAAAGAACAUGACAGUGCUGAAGGCAGUCACACGUCAGGUCAGAGUAACGGCAGAGACCAGCAAGCCCUGGCCAAAGCUGUGCAGAUCCACCAGGACAAAUAA
This is a messenger RNA of Sinocyclocheilus anshuiensis, 2464 nucleotides long. RefSeq names its product protein argonaute-2-like. Gene Ontology annotation, molecular function: protein binding; RNA binding. The transcript is spliced from 16 exons. The record is from RefSeq and is a predicted model, not a curated record. NCBI's taxonomy places the organism in Eukaryota, Metazoa, Chordata, Actinopteri, Cypriniformes, Cyprinidae.